UUCAAUUUUCUGAUUGGUUUCCAAAUAAUAACAAACAAUUGACUCAUGUUCGUGUAAAUUUGAUUGUUUGAUUGCUUCCGUUUUAACUGGGUUCGUCUAAAUUUGAUUUUUUUUUUCUACAUCUUGUUCGACUUGUUGACUUGAAUGAUUCAAUUUAUUCUGGGUUUGUGUAAAAAUUGUGUCUUUCGUCUACGCUGUGGUGUAUUUGAUGAAUUGAAUGCUUAUGUGGAGAGGGUUGGUAUUCAUGGGGAACUAAAUUGCCACAAAAGUGUCUCCAUGUUAAUUAGAUCACAAGGAGAUGUCGUUGUUAGGUGUAAGCCGUUUUGUUCUUUCUUUGUUUUCAUAUCCAUAUAUUGAUUUUCAACCUUUCUUCGAAUUUGUCUUACUUGCUCCUUUUUGUAGUUUAGGUGUAAUUGAUUAAUGUUCAAGCCAUUAAUUAGUGAAACCAAUGAGCCAAAGAAUUGAAAUUGAUGAUGAAAAGUAUCAUAGGUUUUUAACCCUCUCUCAUACAUUUACCAUUGAGUUUGUUGUUCAGUGGUGUCUAAGGUCAAGAAGAUCAUGGUAAGUCGAUUAAUUUGUUAGAUUUCUAGAUUUAGGUAAUUGACAAUAACUAAGAUCAGAUUUAGUGUGGCUUUCUUGGAUUUGAUUGUGAUUGUGAUGUGUGUGUUAUGUGUGUGUAGGAGCAAGUGAUUAAAGUAAAAGAAACUGAGAUAUCACCUAUAACUCAGUUUUCUUCAUGGGUUUGGAGUGGGUCUCGUUACUCUUUUCCAUAACUUGACCUUGAUUUUUAGCAGCAAUAACUUACCCAAAUAUGGUUGUGUUGAGUAUGUAUUAGCUGGUUGAUGGUUCAACAAUGUAUGUAGUGAUUGUGGUGAGGAUGAGAGACAGAAUUGAUAGAAUCGAAUUGAGAAUAUUGGAUUUCUCUUUAUGUGAGAAAAUGGUGUAAUUAUUUUUUGUUUUUGUUGCAGAAAAACAUGUUUAUCCAGCAGUUCCAGGUCACUGUCCAUGAGAAGCAAAGUGAUUGGUGCGAUCCAUCUCUUUUGACAACCACAAAGCCUGUGUGUUUCCAAUAAAACAAGUUCAGCUGCAAAGGUGAUCUCAGACUUGUUCAUAAAGCGUUAUCGGAGACAUCUUUGACGUUUGGAGUGCAGCUGCAAAGGUUUAGUACAAAGAGAACAAGAACCUGUGAAUUUGCAUAUCGUUAUUUGAUGCUCUCACCUCACAUGUAUGAUUAGAAAUACAGCUAUGUAUUUGAUGCAAAGACUCGUUACCUCAUUUGGAUUAGUGAAGCAGUUAUCAAAGAAAAAGAAAAAUGAAGAGCUCUAUGCAGUUUAUCUCUACACUCUUCUUCCUGAUCCUACUUGUUCUCGGACCAGGUGUGAUAAAGAUGGUUGAAGGACAACCCCAAAUGUGCGAAGCCCAAAGCCUCAACUACCGCGGAUUUUGCGUGAGCUGGAGGAUUUGCAAGCGAGUAUGUAUGAGCGAAGGUUUCCCUGAUGGUCAAUGCAAAGGAGAAGAUUUCUUUGACAACAAAAAAUGUAUGUGCAUGAAGCCUUGUGCUAUGUAAUUCUACCUAAACAAAAUAUUAAAUAGUUAUAAAUAUUUUAAUUUAUUUGUUUUAAAAAAAAAGUAAUUUAAUUUUAAUCUAUCACUAAGUCUAAGAGUCUAAGAUAUCUAUACAUGUACUCAAA
This is a messenger RNA of Camelina sativa (false flax), 1691 nucleotides long. Its product is annotated as putative defensin-like protein 9. Gene Ontology annotation, biological process: defense response. The record is from RefSeq and is a predicted model, not a curated record. NCBI's taxonomy places the organism in Eukaryota, Viridiplantae, Streptophyta, Magnoliopsida, Brassicales, Brassicaceae.